AAACAAUUAAAAAUAGGGGGAAAGGGUAAGAAGGCUCUAAAGGCAUCUGUAAUUCUAAUCCCCACACAGAGCCCCUUGAGGACACACACCCCCCCACACACACACACCCUGAUUUGACAACAGUGACGUCAAGACUUGCACCAUCCACCAUACAUUUCUCUCUCUCCUCUUCUUACUGGACAUGGGCUGUCGAUGAGGGUUCCUCAGUGCUGGCACCUGGCCAGGUGUCCAGUGGGCAGGUUCCUCCCGCCCCGACCGACUCCCUGUUUGCAUCCAGGCGGAAGGCUCUGGAAGGUCCAUUACACGACCCCGCACUUCCACCCCGAGGGCGCGGGAGCCUGCUACGGCCAACGUGUGUGCCCCUGCUCUGGGGACAGCGCGACCCACCACGACCCCCCUCUGCUCUUCGACCUCUCCAGGGACCCUUCCGAGGCCCGGCCCUGCCCCCCCGGUGCUGAGGCCCUGCACCACACGGUGGUGGCCAGGACGGAUGAAGCGGUGCAGGAGCACAGGCGGAGCCUGAGCCCCGAGCCCUCGCAGCGCUCCCUGAGUCACAUCGCGUGGAAGCCAUGGCUGCAGCCAUGCUGCGGACCCUUCCCCUUCCGCUCCUGCAGCCGGGACGGAGACCUCGGGGACACUUGAGCUCGCCCCUGUCAGCACGGCUAUCACCAACAGGACAGGGGGUAGCGGGUGUGAGUGAGGUUGCGGAGAAAACGGAACCCUCGUGCACCAUUGGGAACGGAAACCACUGCAGCCGCUGUGGGAAACAGGAUGGAGGGUCCUCAGACCGUGAAAAAGGCAACCCCCCUAGGAUCCAGCAAUCCCACUCCUGGGUAUUUAUCUGAAGGAGAUGAAAUCAGGACAGUGAAGACAUAUCUGCACCCCCAUGU
Eubalaena glacialis (North Atlantic right whale) is the source of this 890-nucleotide messenger RNA. RefSeq names its product arylsulfatase D-like. The record is from RefSeq and is a predicted model, not a curated record. NCBI's taxonomy places the organism in Eukaryota, Metazoa, Chordata, Mammalia, Artiodactyla, Balaenidae.